Messenger RNA from Phytophthora sojae, 2583 nucleotides. RefSeq lists its product as hypothetical. The transcript has 7 exons. The coding region runs from base 1 to 2583 and encodes 860 amino acids. Lineage: Eukaryota; Oomycota; Peronosporomycetes; Peronosporales; Peronosporaceae. The record is from RefSeq and is a predicted model, not a curated record.
AUGCCGAGGGCUAGUUCAGAUGAAGGCAGUCUAGACCGGCGAGCGCGAGAUAUCAACACCGUUCUAACCGAAGCGACGCAGAAGCAGACACGUCAAGACCCUCGCGAUGCGUGGCAGCCGAUCUACGAGAUGCUUCUGGGAAUAAAACCUGGGAGCAAGAGUGACGCAGGUAUCAAUGCGGCUCAGAUUGCGGGUAUUUUGGCUUCACCGAAGAAGCGACGUAAGAAGACGAAGAUGCCUGGUGUUUUCACCUCUUUUAGGAUUGAUAACCUCAAGUCGCACUUGAAGACGCAACAUCCUAAGCGCUGGAAGGAGUACAACGCGCUCCCUAAAGAUGAAAAAGUGCGCGCAAAGUACUUCAUUAAGGAAAUGCCCAUUUCCUCGUAUCUGACCCAACCUUCUUUUGAAGUGCGGGUGCCAGCGGGUGUGAUGGCUUUGCUGAAGUGCUUGUAUUUUGACGAUGGACACACAAGUCUGGACCCGCAAUUCAUCGAGUGUGACAACGGAGAUUGCAUCGUUCAAGUUGCAGAUCGCGACCAAUUUGAAGUCAUCGUGGAGUGUAUCUCGAACUCUGUAAGCUACCGCAGCACCUCGGAGCUGUUUGUCGUGUUUGGCGUGCGAUUGAUGAAUAUGAAGCUCGGGAAGCCAUCUGAGAAGGUGGUUCGCGAUUCGGUUCGGCUAUUGACGGUCAUCAAUCUCACCGCUUUUGCAGAGAUUUUUAAGCACGUAUGGGGCUUUUCGAUCAUCGUUGAUGGAGCUACACACCAAGAUCGAGGCUACCUCGACAAGCUUAUUGGGAUAUCUUCCGACGGCGCGGCCAACAUGCUGGGUUGUAACAAUGGGUUUUCCAAGAAUCUAAACCUGAUCAUGAACCAAUUGCUGAUGGUUUUUGACAGCUAUGUUGACUUUCGCUCGACCCUAGGCUCGAAGAUUUCUUUCACGCAUACGCACGAGUCUGUCAAACAACGAGUCGGGAGUUGUCCUCACUAUGCUGAAACCCGCUGGGAUUCCAUCUAUGAGUCCUGCAAGUUCUUGACACUCAACCGCAACGCCUUGGUUGCGCUGCAAAAUGACAAGCAUCGCUCGCUUUCGAGCAGGUUGUGGUGGAUCGUUUUGGCUGUGGUCACGGAUCUCGCGCGCUCAGCCAAGUUAUGCUUUGAGCAACUGCAGUACAAACACGUCACGGUAUCUGAGCAGUACGCGGCCCUCAAAAAGCUCGCGACAACGCUUCAGAACCGAUUUGAGGAGAACGGCCCCGACGGAAAGCCAUGCAUAAGUGACGUGAAGACUGAGUUCGAGAUAUGUAAGGCGUCAGCGUUCUCAGGUGGACUCUACGAGAUGCUUGAUGUCCCGAGCCAGUUUGACUUGGUUCUUGUAGUUCGUGACGCUGUACAAGAAUUUAUUGACGGAGUUCUGGGCAUUACGUUGUCCGUCGAGGACACAGUAUACGCCAUGACGACUCCUAAAGAGAUUGCUCUCAUCACUCAUGGCGCGUUUGCCGAGUUAUUUAGCAGGCAUGAAGACCGACUUACCAGGCACGACAAGGCCGAGAGCAACAAUGCGCUGCGGGUGACGGCGGACGGCCACGCGGACGCCCGCCAACGGAAGGAGCUGCCUCACAAGGACGGCAUCCGAGUGUACAAGGAGCGGUCGGCGACGCACUCUGCGACCGGCCCCACGUUGCCCUGCAUCCCGUCGCUGCUGCUGCUCGGCUCGGUCGUGGGCAAGCUGGAGGACGUCAUGUUCGUGGCGGCGGCCGCCCACGUUGCCCUGCAUCCCCUGGAGGACGUCAUGUUCGUGGCGGCGGCCGCGACCGACGAGCAGCUGAAGCUCACGUCCAAGUGUCUGCAGGAUAGCGUGCUCGAGAGCAAAGUGGUGCAGUCCGUCGUGGCUCCGAGCGAGGAGCAGCCGUUCCGACACGUCGGCGUCAAGUGGCGGCUGCACAACAACGCGCGCGACUUUGUGUGCGUGGAAGCCACAGGCUUCGCCACGAGCAGCAAGGGUGAGCAGGUCGGCUUCAGCAUCUCGCACUCGGUGGCGUUCUCGCAGAUCCCGAGCUUCGACAAGUUCGGCGUCGAGCGCGCCAACAUGUCGCUGUGCUGCCUGUUCCGCAAGAAGACACCCGAGCUCGUCGAGUGCUACGCGCGCGGCUUCUACGACUUCCGCAGCGACAGCAACGAGCUCAUGAACAGUCUGUCGGUCAACGCGGUGGCCACGCAAUGGCUCAGCGUCUCCAGGAUCAUUGAAUGCGCAGAGAUGAAGAAGCUCGUGUGGCGUUUGCGCAAGAACUCGGGCCUCCCUCAACGGACCGAUGACCAUCGAGCCGCCUCUUUCCGAGCCAUCUUCGAGCACGGGAACCCGCUUCAUCGCGCUGCUGCCACAUACUGGUUCAAAGAAGGCGACACCACGACGAGCUCGGCCACGAUGAUGUAUCUCGUCAACCAGGACGCCCCAGCACGCCCCGCCAGCAGCGAUGACUUUGCCUGCAUGUCUUCGACUCAAAACAGCGAGCAAAUUGAGCCGAUCUCUUCUCCCACAAAGUCGAUCUGCUCAAAAAGCCUUGCGUCCACGUCCACUGCGUAG